Molecule: messenger RNA, 1337 nt
Organism: Solanum verrucosum
Lineage: Eukaryota; Viridiplantae; Streptophyta; Magnoliopsida; Solanales; Solanaceae
Product: phytolongin Phyl2.2
Exons: 1
Coding region: 229-1020 (263 amino acids)
Cellular component (GO): membrane
Source: RefSeq, a predicted model, not a curated record
CAUCUCUUUCUCUCUCUCUCCAUGGCCGAGAGAACAAUCCUUGUUUUUCCCUUUUCUCCCAAACCCUAACGCUCCUUCAUCAAGAAUCUUCAAUCAAAUCUCUAUCUUUCUCUUUUCUUGAUUUCUAUCUUUUUCUUCUUUUUUUUGUUACAGAUUUCAUUACAUUUUCUUCUUUCAGAUUUCUGAUUGAUGAAUCUUUCAAAUCUGGUUGAGAUUUGGAUGACCUAAAUGAUGAUUCCAGAUCCGAAUUUGGUCUAUUACUCUUGUGUUGCAAAAGGAACAACUAUCCUUGCUGAAAUCAAUUCAAAAGAUGCCGAUCUUGGAUCCCUAGCUUUGAAAUGCCUUGAAAAGACUCCGCCUUUGCAUACCUUUUUCUCUCAUACUAUCCGAAACAGGACAUAUAUGUUCCUGAUAGAAAACCCAUAUGUGUUUUUCGCCAUAUUCGAUGAAAAAAUUGAUAAAUCGGAUGGUCUUGCGUUUCUCAAAGGGGUUGAAGGGGCGUUUCGUGGAGUGAUUGAGAGAUCUUCUGGGAAGAAGCGUUUGGAUAAAUUGAAUUCGCAUUGUUUUCAGGGAGAGUUGAAUCCUGUUUUUCAUCAGCUGCUGGAUUCAAGUAUUGUGGAUGAGGGUUCUAAUUCCCCGAGGAGUGAGCUGGAUCAUGGACGAAGCGCGAGUUUGGAUUCUGUUAAAGGGAAGAAAAUUGGGUCAAUGCCAUUGCUUGCUGAUGCUGCUAGUAGCUUGAAGCUAAAAAAGAAGAGGUUUUUCGGGCAGUUUAAGAAGAGGAAUGAUGAGAUGUGUGAGAAGAGAGUGGAUGUUUCGGAUGAUGGGAUCAGAUUGAGCAGAGAUUUUUCAGUUGUUAUGCAAAAGAAUGGAUUGAUUCAUGGAGAAGGAGGGCAUCAAAAAGCUAAGAAAGUUUGGAAGAAACAAGUUUGGGUUGUCUUGUCAUUGGAUUUAAUAGUCUGCACCAUUUUGUUCAUAGUUUGGUUGUGUGUUUGCAGGGGCUUCAAAUGCAUCGAUGCUUGAUUGAUAUUGAUACUACUUAUGUUGUGUGUUUUUGCAUCUAUCCCUACGAUAGAUGUUUUCCACUGAAUUGGAUACAUUACAUUCUGGAGGAUUAAAUGCUUCAUGUGUUGUGUUCACCGUUCUCACUCGAGCUACUUCUGUCAAAUCUGAAGUCUUUUUCUCAGUAUGGGGCCGAUUUGAUAUGUUUCUAAGCAACUUUUUAUUAAUGUGAUGUUUUUAAGUUGUGCAUUCUGUGGAUAUUAUGACAUAUGCAAACUUUUCUUUUUAAGAUAUUUGUGUUAUCUUUGCAGAUAACCACUAUAAAUUGUAUGAUACUU